Molecule: messenger RNA, 4124 nt
Organism: Drosophila teissieri
Lineage: Eukaryota; Metazoa; Arthropoda; Insecta; Diptera; Drosophilidae
Exons: 11
Coding region: 482-2743 (753 amino acids)
Molecular function (GO): carbohydrate binding
Source: RefSeq, a predicted model, not a curated record
CAUUUGACUGCACAGCAACCGGAGCAAGACACUGAUAACCGCAUAAGUUUAGUGAGAGUGAAUUGACUGUCGAACAUUGCCGCAGUUGUAACGACCAAUACCCUCCGAUCAAGAUUUCGUUUUCGGAAGUUUGGCAGAACUCAUACAAAAAAUUAAGGAAACAUCAAAAAUCAUUUAUCAAAUUGAAACUACUAUUUAAGUUAGACUGACAAAAAGUUCCUCGAAAAAAUAUUCUACCUUAUCUAGUAUGGAUAAAUUGUGAAUGUUAAUGUAGUGAAAUGAAUCCAAAUGUUAAAAAUCCUAUCCCAAGCACGGAGAAACUAGGAAAAAAUUAAAAACCGUUUUCUAAUAACACCAGCAUACAAUAGUGCACCAAAUCGUACAUUUACGCAUUUGCAUUCAUUCAAGAAUAAGUGGUUGAAGUACACUGAACUUGCUGUCAUCUGAAGCCACAGCUGCGCCAUACGGCGGCGUCUUUGUAAUGGAGUCGCGCCUGGCAUCGAAAAGACACACCUCAUACCCACAACCCUUUCGUCAUCGUGUGGUGCUUAUUGGAUGGGCUUUAAUAUGGACAAUGUCCCUGAACUCUGUAUUCUGUGGAGAAAAAUUGGCUUUAUUAUCGGCUACUUUGCGCACAUAUCAGAAAGCGGCAUGUGACUCGGAUCAAGUGGUUAUAGCCUGUCCCCGUGGUACUAGUAUUUCAAUUGAGUUUGCCCAGUACAACAAGUUUGUUGCGAAAGACGGCUACAGUAUCGAAGAAUUAUGUCCUGGGUCUGGUGAAAGAGGAUCAAAAAUCCGAGGUAGAACAAAGCACCUACUUCGCGGAUCGAUCUUUGGCUCACCCUCACUAAACAUACCGUCUAACGAAUAUAUGAAUGAAGGGCACUCUCUUGCAGUCCCAGUACAACCCGUUCCUGAAUCCAACAGCAGCAGUGCCACUAGCUCCGAACCAACUUCUAGCAUGACCCCCUCUGUUGACGAUAUGAAAAUUACUAAUUACAAUACUGACGACGCUUCUGAGAACUGCAUGUGGCCAAAUGCAUUACAGUACUCCUUACUGCAAACUGUCGUCGAGGCGUGCCAAAAGAAGAAGCACUGCAAGUUCCACGGAUCCCUGCAAUUAUACGGCCAGGGCUCCAGCGGUGUGGGGGACUCGUCUGGAACCAGCAGCUAUCACAGCAGCACAGCCAGCUCCAAUGCAAUAAGCAGCGAUCCUUGUCCCAAGCGCAAAAAAAUUGUCGAAGUAGCUUACAAAUGUCGGCCAUAUGAGUUCAGGAGUAAGGUGGCUUGCCACAACGAUGUAGCACAAUUAGAGUGCAAUCCAUACUCCCGUAUAGCCGUAUAUAGUGCUAGCUUUGGAAGAACCGAGUACGAGAGCAUUCAGUGUCCCCAGCCGCAAGGAGUUCGCGAAGAAACUUGUCUCGCUUCAUAUGCGACGGAGACUGUAAUGCAAAUUUGCCAUGGUAGACGCAGAUGCAACCUGGCAGCCGACGCAAAUACUUUUGGAAGCCCUUGCCAACCAAAUUCUCGAAUGUACUUGAAAGUUGUUUAUACGUGCGUGCCAAAGCAAGUUCUUAAAGAAAACAAGGCGUCGGAAGUGGAGGCUGACGAAUCUGAGGAUUUUGAAGGUGAUCUGAAUGACCCCUACGACGAUGAGCUGAUUUAUAAGGAGUCUGAGGCAAUACCAAAGCUGCACAGCAAUACAACAACGACAGUACGCCAAAACGGUACCAGAUCGCUAGGGUUUAGAUUCAGCGUUAAUUCUGCGAACAACCAGAACAUGACAAACAUUUCUAUGGUUGUUGAAGGCGAUGGGAGUGGCGUGAAUCAUGUCAUGACACAGAGUGCCGACUUAAGUCUAGAGGAGGACCAAGAACUUCUUUAUUUUUAUCUUCUUGUCCUGGGGUCAUUUGGAGUGCUAAUUUCCAUAGUAAUUUUCGGGACUAGGAUAGUGCUUCAAAAACGCCGUUUAAUCACGGAAACGCACUCCAGCUCCUUAGCAAAAGGGAGUAGAGGAGCAGUUGAAGAAACAACCACUCCAAGCGGCUUUAAUGACACAAUUUCCGAAAUAGACGCUGAAAUCGAUUUAAAAACUACACUGCCUUUACCCAGCUUGUCCAAAAAAGAGAAUUACUUGACUUACGCACCAACCAGCAGUCUGUACUCCGAACUCUCCUCCAACCAGCUGGUUUCAGAGUGUAGCCCAGGGUAUGUCGCUGGGCAAAUGGAAAAACCGGCAAUGGUUUCGACUCGUCAAUCCCCCGACCUUAUUGGCAUAACACCGGGACCUUUUGUGACUACAAGUAUGGCGAGCUUAGGCGGCCACGGUCCGAUGGCGGGAAUCCUAACGUCGGCUAUUGUGAUUGGAGCUUCUGCACCCAGUACCAGUGCCUCAGGCACUAUGAUACCUAUCACCCAGUACAAAACUGGUCCAGCAUUCAGAGGCGGGUACAUCAUAAAUGCCGACAGCAUGGGUGUAAUUCAGCGUUCGAAUAACACGCCCAGCUCGUUAAACUUGCUGUCCGGGAGCACGCCAGAGUAUCCCCCACAAGUGGGACCGACAACCUCGUCGGGGGCCAUGACUGUAACUCCACAGGACCAUGGGGCUAUAUGUGUUGCAAGCACAUCAACACUGCGGCGUGUUAAGCCACCUACUUUGCAGCCACAGCUUUCAUAUGAUGGCACCGCACCGCGGACACUCUCCACCGGAGUAGCUGUUGGCUCGCAGUUCUAUUACGGAUGACACAGCACACUAGACUGUGACCCGUUUGUGUACACCACAGCUUUAGGUGUGGCGGCCUCGAUUUCCAGUACUCAAAAGACAGGAGAGGGGUUAGAUCGAGCAAGCUUUAAAAAUGGCAUCGACACGUCUUAGCCAUUGGCGUCGGCAUUCCCAAGUUGCUCUAGACUGCACAGUUUCGGGCUAAGCAACAAGGCCAUUUCUAUCAAAAACGCAACAGGUGUUUUACGAUCCCAGCCAAAUCCAGACUCUUAGUCAAAUGAAUCUUAUCAAGCACACUUUUGUGUUCAACACGGAAGAAAUAUUGGCAGCUGCGUGUAUCUAAUAAAUAAAUUAUAUGGUACUAAAUACGGAAAAAAUCUUUGUUGAAUUAAUAUGUUUCCUUCCGAUAGCCGAGCGGGGCCGGCAAACUCAUACAAUGACAAGUUUGUAUUUCACUAGUGUGAGUGAAAAAAACCCGAUUCCACAUUUUAAUCAAAAAAUAUGAGAAUACAUUAACAAAAUUAAAAAACGCCUAGUCAGCGGAGAGUAAUUGUGUGAUGAAAGUUAAUUAAUGUCCAAAACGAAAAGAAAAGCUUAUCCGAAAUAAAUUGUUAGGAUGCACCGGGUUUUGGAUGCUAUGGUGCUGCAAUGUCCUAAUUAAAAACCCGACCCACUUUAAUGAAAUUUGCGCAAAAGCAUAAAUAAUUUCCGUUGUUGCGGCAGAAACUGUGCAGUGGAAUAAUUUACGACAUAAAGGUGGUAAGUGCAGUCGUAGGCCCUGCGCAAUUCGGAAACCUGAAUUUAGAAUUAUAUUAUGAGGGUAGUAACCUAUGUAUAAUAUGUUAGGAACUUACACGAAUACCAAAGUGAACUCCUGUAUAGUUUUUAUUCAAACUCCAGUUUAAUAUCGUUAAAAUAUUUGUAAAUAUGUUUUAUUUAGUCCUGCUGUUUAUUUUGAGGCUAUACUUUUAAUAUCAAGUGCCUUCCUUAUUAGCAUUUAAGUGUAAAGUAGCCGUACAAUACACCAAAACUAUUGGGAAUUAACAUUGCCUACCAAAUUGUAAAUAAAUAGUGCAGCAGUUAAUAUUGUUCAAAUAAAAGCAAACCCGAAAUUACAGGAACAGUUAUAUUUUAAAGAAUAAUCCUGGAAUUAUCACAAAAUUCCGGAUGUCCAAAGUUCUCAAAAGAACGCAAAUUAUUACCUGUAUUUAGGUACAAUUAGGAUUCUAGCCAAGAAAUAUAUUAACAUAACAAGUAUUCGUGUAUGAAAUAGGUGAAACAAAUAAAAAAUAAUGAACUCAUAAACAAUGCAUAAAGCUAUAUUAAUUCAUUUAAUUAAAUUUCCCUAGAGCUACGAAAACCACUCAAUAAUGCAAUCUAUAAAAAAUGUAUUAGAUUUAAA